UAUUUAAUAUAUCUGACUGAUUGAAAAAUACCAGAAAUUUGGUUUCAAUCUUAAAAAAGGAGUUGGUAUUUGGUCCUGAGGCUUGAACAGUUGGGAACCACUGGUCUAAACAACCUACAUCAUAAUACCUCUUUGUUUUUUGCCUUUGCUACCUUUCAUUAACCUUCAAGUACCUACAAUUUUAACGUUACCUCAACCAUGAGAGGGAAUCACCUGGGGGGGUUAGGCUUUUGUAGGCCAGCAACAGUGAGUAUUGAAGGGAACCAGUGAGCCAUACUACACCUACAGUUUUCAAUGAGCUUUUUCAUCAAGACCUCAAACCUCUGUUACUUCUGUUCAUUACAGACCAGGCUGACCCUGUUAGUGUGCACAUGUUAUCUCAAAGAGGAGCUAAAAGAGUCUGCAGCAGAAUAAAUACAGACAGUUGUGAAUACCCACAGCUCUCUCUAAUGUCAGUCUGAAAUUUGUAGAAAACAGCAGGAAUUUAUUUUUUUUUGUAAUAAGAAAAAACAGAUCUUGAGUUUUUGCAGCUAUGGCCAGAUUCCACACAGACUGCAUUGAGAGACCUCUACGCAUCUGUUUCAAGCUGCUGGGUCAUUUUAUUGGAUCCCAUCCUUGGUGGUUCUUGAUCGUCCCUCUUAUUCUCUCAACAUGUCUGGGGAGCGGAUUUUAUUUCCUCAAGGACAGAAUGUCAAACAACAUAGAAGAGCAGUUCACGCCUGUCUAUGGACCUGCCAAGACGGAGAGAAGAUACAUCCAAGAAACCUUUCCUGGAAAUGAUUCCAUGUUUUCACGUCUAAGACUAAGUACAGAUGGGAAUUAUGCAACGUUCAUAGCUACAAGUGACAGAAAUAUUCUGACUGUGGAGUUACUUCAGCACAUCCUAGAAUUGGACUUUAAAGUUAGGAGUAUGGUGGUGCAGUUUGACAACAAGUCAUUUGAAUAUGUAGAUGUUUGUGCUCAGGUGAUGGGAUCCUGCUCCUCAAAUGAUAUUUUAGAUAUUAUUGCAUACAACGCAAACAAUAUAGAAGAAGUAAAUUUGACAUUCCCAUGGUAUUACUCUAGUUUUAAGAGUUUUCCUUUAUAUUUAGGUCUAGGGAGUGUAACACUGGACAAGGGAAACUCAGCUGUUAAAAGUGCUAAAGCCAUACAGCUCCAUUACUAUUUACGUGAAGACAAGAAAACAAAAACUGACAUUUGGUUGGAAAGCUUUGUCAAUUUGGUCUCAAACUGUUCAUCAACUUCCAUUCAGGUGUCAUACUCCACCUCAAUGUCGAUGCAGUGGGAAUUUCAAAAAACUCCAGCUUCUGUCAUCUUUUUAUUCUCAAACACUUACGCCAUUGCCAUCACAUUUUCAAUCCUAUCAUGCUGGAGGUUGGAUACUGUAAGGACUAAGGUGUGGGUGGCCUCCUGUGGGGUCCUCUCAACAGGUCUAGCUGUCCUGAGUAGUUUUGGGUUGCUUUUGUUGCUGAAUCAACCUUUUGUUAUGACAGUUGCCUCCUGUCCUUUCAUGAUUUUAGGUAUUGGCCUGGAUGAUAUGUUCAUCAUGAUAUCUUGCUGGCAGAGGACCCGUGUUCUGGACAGUGUCCCUGACCGGCUAGCUGAAACCUACAAGGAAGCAGCUGUCUCCAUCUCAAUCACCACCAUGACUGAUGCUCUGGCUCUCUUUCUGGGCUGCGGCUCGCCCUUUGGUUCUGUCAGAUCCUUCUGCCUAUAUGCCGGGAUUUCUAUCUGCUUCUGCUAUUUGUACACUAUUACUUUCUUGGGGGCAUGCAUGGCUUUGAACGGACAGAGGGAAGCAGGGAACAAGCACUGGUUCACCUGUGCCAAAGUCCCAGAAGACUUACCAUCGGAGAAGUCCAAAGUCUUCAGUAUCUGCUGUGUUGGGGGUAGCUACAAUCGAAUCUCAGAAAAGGAAGAACCUGAGUCCAUGAGCCAUUUUUUUGAGCAGUUCUAUGGCCCAAUUCUAACCCACAAAUCUAUGAAGGUGUUUGUAUUUGGAGUUUACGCAGUCUAUCUGGCUGUAAGUAUCUAUGGCUGCUUUAUCUUAGAGCAGGGACUCGAUGUCCGGAAUCUUGCUUUGGACAAUUCAUAUGUGAUUGAUUUCUACAACAAUCAGAGGCAACACUUCUCUGAAUAUAGCUGUAAUGUGAUGGUAGCAGUAAAGCAGCCCUUCAAUUUCUGUGAUGAGGACCAACUGAAGCAUCUGUGUCUUUGCAUUUCAAAAUUUGAAAGUUUAGACUUUGUCAACAAUACUUUGGCUUGGUUUCUUUCCUUUCAACAGUACGCAAUUGCGACCAAUGUCAAUAUAAGUUCUAAAGAUGCCUUCCAAAUGCAUUUGCAACAUUUUUUAGAACUCAACUUCAUGUUCACACAAGACUUCAACUUAACAGUAGACAAUGACAUUCAAGCCUCUCGUUUUUUCAUCCAGACAUUAAACAAAACACCAAUGCAAGACUUGAUGACUGUACUCAGGCAAACAGCAGAUAAAUGUUCAGUCAAUCUCUUGGUGUACCAUCCUGCGUUCAUCUACUAUGACCAGUACACUAUCAUCAGGGACAACACCAUUCAAACCAUCCUGGUGGCUGUGAUCGUGAUGCUUGUCGUCUCUCUCAUCCUGACACCCAACCCUCUUUGUUCGGCAUGGGUUGCUUUUGCAAUUUGUUCCGUCAUUGUUGGUGUGAUGGGGUUCAUGGCACUGUGGAGCAUAAGCCUGGACUCCAUUUCCAUGAUAAACCUGGUCAUGUGCAUCGGAUUUUCUGUAGAUUUCUCGGCACACAUUUCUUACACUUUCAGCUCCAGUCUAAAGAGUGAUGUCAAUGAGAAAGCAAAGGAUGCCUUGGCACGUUUAGGUUAUCCCAUACUGCAAGGAGCUCUUUCCACAAUCUUAGGAGUGGUUGUGCUCUCCAUGUCUGGGAGUUACAUAUUUAGGACCUUCUUUAAAAUUGUGUUUCUUGUGAUUAUGUUUGGACUGCUGCAUGGCUUAGUGUUUAUUCCGGUGUUUCUGACAUUGAGUGGGGCCUGUUGGUAGUGGAUUUAGAGGGGAUUUGGAAGUCAAACUUGGCGAUGAAUUGUUCCCACAUUUUCUAUAAAAAGUUAAAAAAAAAACUCAAAUGAUUGGGCAAUGACUAUAUUAACUUGAUUUUUUUUGUGUACAUGUUUUACAUAUUUGUGGAAGACGUGAAUAAGCUUCAAACCUCUGUUAGGGUGUUGGUCAAAGCCUGUUUACUCGGCAAUAUUUGUUUCCCUUUAGCUUAGCCUGAACAAAACCUUUUAACAUUGCUAACUAAGAUUCCACAUAAUCAUAGAGUAAAAAGUUUGCUGCCCUUGUGGCUGUUAGGACGGAAGUAUAGUGUCCCCCCCCACACACACACACAGGCCUUGAGCCACUUUGUUAUGAUUUCCAGUUAUAAAGUGCUUCUCUGUUGCAAUUGUUAGUUUGUGUCUAUUUGAUGGUUUAGUUGCAGUAUGCUCCUGUCAUUGCAUUUGUUGAGACAUUUUGUGUGCUUUGAAUUUGCAUCAUCUGUGAAUUUCUAUUGUGUAUCCCUGAAAGGAAAAUCUUUCAUCAUCAUCCUUGACCUUGUUAGCAUAAUCAUUGUUUAAGAACCACUUUUAGUGCCCAGUUGUACAGCUGCAGGACCAAUUACAUUAAAGUGUUUC
Labrus mixtus (cuckoo wrasse) is the source of this 3660-nucleotide messenger RNA. RefSeq names its product patched domain-containing protein 3 (gene ptchd3b). The record is from RefSeq and is a predicted model, not a curated record. Lineage: Eukaryota; Metazoa; Chordata; Actinopteri; Labriformes; Labridae. The transcript has 4 exons. Gene Ontology annotation, cellular component: membrane. The coding region runs from base 533 to 3031 and encodes 832 amino acids.